UCAGUGGAAGCUGCUCAAUUGGCUUCACAGUUUCGCGAAAAGGGAUUCAAAACCUUGAAGCUUAAGGUGGGUACGAAGUUGAAAGGAGACAUCAAAGUGCUUCAAGCAAUAGGCGCUCCUGUUGGAAACGUGUAUCGGCUCUAUGAAAAUAUAUCUUAUAACUUUAUAUAGUUUAAGCAGACAACCAUAUAUAUAAUAGCUACAGCUUCUUUUCUUUCUAACAAGCUACAACCUUUCUCUUUUCUCACAGAGAGCUUCAGCUAUUUUUUUUCACUCCACAACUGCUGUUGUAGUUUUUCUCAGUGUGUUCUAAUUCAUAUGCACAGCCGCUAGUACUUUUAUAUGUUGCAAGUACACUAGUCUACGUCACCCCUUACAUAAUCCAUAUUGAUUAUGAUCCUACAUAUAAGACUUCAAAUCAGCCAGCCUUGCUUCUUCUAGUUUUUCUACACAGCCCCUUAUUAUAUGCUGGAAUCCAUUUAAGAACCUAGUUGUUUGUACUGAUUGCAUAAACUCCAGAAGGUUUGACUAUCAUUAAUAUUAUCCUCCUACAUCUCUUAUCUGCAUGUAUCAUAUAUAGUUUAACUUUCCCAUACACAAUUGCUGAUUUAAUCUUACUAGCUGUUUUAUUUGACCAGAUUGUUGCUUCCAUUAACUUUGUCUCCUGGCAAUUAUCUCCAACCCAACAUAUAUUCCGGAGUCAUUUAUUCAAUCAAGACAUCAGCCCUUCUAUAUGCCAUCUAUCCAUGGAACAUGUGGUUGUGAUAACACUAGCUGCAUAUAAGCAUAUAAUUAUAUCGUCUCCUGAGAGUUUGAAACUCUAACACUCCCCGUCAAACUCGACUUUGUAUUCCCAGCUUCUUUUGCAUUUUUUGAAAUAUAUGCCACCUUACCAGCUUCAUGAUAAUAUUUGUCAGGCCAUAUAAAAAUUUUGUAUCUCUUCUUGUAGAAUCUAAAAAUUUUACCACGACCAAUGAUCGAUGGCCUUCAUUCUUUUGGCGUCUCAAAAACAGUUUCUUUCCACAUUCACGUCUACCUCGAUAACCACCUUUUCUACAUAGAAAGCCACUUCUCCUUGAAUUGUAAUGUCUGGAAACCUUACUCUCUAGUAUUUCAUCCUAUUAAUUCUUAUCAUUGUAUCGAGUCAUUCGUUGCUUGUGGACUUGAAAAGAAUCUACAAGCUCAUCACUUGAAAUUCUGGAAGAGCACUCCUUUGACUUCUCUGUAGAUGUAACGACAUAACCAAAUUUUCUUGUUAAUAUAUUAAGAAGAUUUUCUUUUAUUCAAUCACUAUCGAGUCUUUCGUCAUUUCUUUUCAUAUCUUUUGCUCCCAUUUUCAAAUGCAUAACAUUUUCGCCAAUAUUUUCUGAGCUUCUUCUUUCGAAAUUCUUGAAUUCAUCAUGCAGUACCUGAAGCGGUUCCUCUUUUUCUUUGUCGACUCCUUGGAAUGAUUUAUGCAGCUAAAAUCUCCCAUGCUUCUUUUGCCUUCUUUACAUGUGCAAUAUUAUCAAAGGUGGAUUCGUCAACACCUUGAUAAAUCAUGAAACAUGCCUUGUUGUUUUUGCUCCUGCACCCUUUUAACGCUGUCUUCUCGGCAUCAGCUGAUGUGGGAUCAUUAUACCUGCUUUCGUCAAUAUCCCAAAUAUCAUACACACCGAGUAAUUCCUUCAUUUGGAUACUCCAGGCUUCAUAAUUUGUGCCCGUCAACAAUGGAACUUGGGCUUCCAUGAAACUUGCCAUUCUCUUUUCUCGAACAAAACCUUGGCUCUCUGAUGCCACUUGUUGCAAACGUGCUACGCCCACCCUGAUUGCGUGAUUAUCAUAGAUGCUAAUGAAGGUUACACCUCUACUGAAGCUAUUCAGGUUCUUGAGAUAUAUACAUGCCAGUUCACAAGGAUGACUGGGAAGGUCUUGGUCGGGUUACUCAGAUUGCAAAAGAAAAGUAUGGGGUAUCUGUUGCCGCUGAUGAAAAUUGUCGGGGUUUUGCUGAUGUAAAGAAGAUAGUUGAAGAAAAUCUAGCAGAUAUCAUUAACAUCAAGCUCGCCAAACUAGGGGUAGUAGGCGCCCAUGAAAUAAUUGAGUUGGCACAUGCAUCUGGCCUGCAUUUGAUGAUUAGUGGAAUGGUUGAGACUAGAAUUUCCAUGGGCUUUGCUAGUCUUCUUGCUGCAGGGCUUGGGUGUUUUAAAUUCAUUGACCUGGAUGCACCAAAUCAUCUAUCAGAAGAUCCAGUUGUCGAGGGCUGUGAAGUUUAUGGUCCUGUGUACAAGUUUCCAAAUGCCAGAGGCAGCCCGUGUUUUCUUGAUUGGGACAAUAUUUUGUAGUUACCUAGAGGGAGGAUCAAGGACAAAUUCAAGUGCAAUUGGUGGUUGGAGGCUGAAGAAAUCGAGCGAAGGAGCGAAGGAAGGGGCGAGCAGGCGCUGCCCAAUGGCACGGGGCUGCCUAAGUGGCGCGCCCACGCCACUAUAUGGAGCGCAUAUAGUGUUUGCAUUCAUGCAUUGCAUUAGUAGUGUUUGUGUGUCUAUGCUUGAGGACAAGCAUCGGUUUAAGUUUGGGGGUGUGAUAAGUGGAUUUUAUAUCCACUUGGAAGCCUUCGUUUUACUUAAAUUGAUGAUUUGGCCUCAAGCUUGUGGUGUUUUUGAUAUGUUUUUGUGUUGAUGUGUGUAAGGUAUCUAGAGGGAGGAUCAUGGACGUUUCCAAGUGCAAAUGGUGGGACGAGCAGGCGCUGCCCAAUGGCACGGGGCUGCCUAGUGGCGCGGGCGCGCCACUAGGUGGCGCACCCACGCCGCCUUGAUGGAGAAAAAACCCGUUUUGGUCCGUUUCAGAGUGUUUUGCUGACCCGGUUGCUAGGGCACAUAAAGUACAACUCAAGGGAGGAAAAAAAGGACCAAGAAGCAAGUCAGAGAGCACGUGACGGCUAUGGAGAAGAUCUAGUGUCAUAGUUUUUUCUUUUGUAAUUCUUCGAAGUAGGCGUAACUUUGGAUGCUUGUUUCGGAUUUCUUUCGCAACUUUAAUUCUCGUAAUUUGAUAUUGUUUAGACAUAUUAUUAUCAUGUUUACAUUCGAAGCCAUGAUGACGAGAAGUUCGAUUAUGAACUAAUCGUUGUCAUGGGAUUCUAGCGGAUUUAUCUAUGAAUUUCAGUAGUUAAUUUGCCUUAACUAUUUAUGUGAUGAAUAUUUGAUUUCCUUA
Messenger RNA from Daucus carota subsp. sativus, 3186 nucleotides. RefSeq names its product L-Ala-D/L-amino acid epimerase-like. The record is from RefSeq and is a predicted model, not a curated record. The transcript has 6 exons. NCBI's taxonomy places the organism in Eukaryota, Viridiplantae, Streptophyta, Magnoliopsida, Apiales, Apiaceae. The coding region runs from base 1881 to 2321 and encodes 146 amino acids.